AGCUCCCAUAAUCCCCAUCCCGCAUGGUCCAGGGAGUGGAGGAGGUUGGAAUCCAACCGUGUGGAGGGUCCCGGGUUGAGGGAGAACCCAGCAACAAUGUCAGAAGGGGACAGUACCGGUGAGUCCAUCCAUGGCAAGCCUUCUGUGGUCUAUAGAUUUUUCACAAGACUUGGACAGAUUUACCAGUCCUGGCUAGACAAAUCUACUCCAUAUACUGCAGUCCGAUGGGUCGUAACGUUGGGUUUAAGUUUUAUCUACAUGAUUAGAGUUUAUCUACUGCAGGGUUGGUAUAUUGUGACAUACGCCUUGGGUAUCUACCACCUAAACCUGUUCAUAGCUUUCUUGUCGCCAAAGGUCGAUCCCUCGCUCAUGGAGGAUUCAGAUGAAGGGCCUUCAUUACCCACGAAACAAAACGAAGAAUUUCGGCCCUUUAUUCGCAGGCUGCCAGAAUUCAAGUUUUGGCAUUCUGCCACUAAAGGCAUUCUUGUUGCCAUGACGUGCACGUUCUUCGAGGCUUUCAAUGUUCCAGUUUUUUGGCCCAUUCUUGUGAUGUAUUUCAUUAUGCUGUUCUGCAUCACGAUGAAGAGGCAAAUCAAGCAUAUGAUAAAAUAUCAAUAUAUACCUUUCACACAUGGCAAGAGGAAAUACAAAGGGAAAGAAGACGUGGGGAAGACUUUUGCUAGCUAGAAAUCCAAUUUGGAACCUGCUGACCAACUUCCUGCAUUAUAAUUAAAAGACCAGUUUUGAGCCAUUGUAACAAUGCCUCUGUCCUUCAUAAUAAGUCUUCAAUAAGAGGGCGGUGAUUAAGAAGAUUCAUUUCUGUCUCUUCAGUUGAUUGUGGGUCUGGUUUCUCACUCCUUUCGGUGUCACAGGAGAAUUCUGCAUUUUAACUGCAUCUUCUGAAUGUGUUGCUCUGUGGGAACAAGCUGCUGUUUUAUCCGUCCACAGCCUGCUCUCCCCCCCCGUCCCAAUUUUCUUUGUUCGGCAAAGGCAGCUAUCGCACAUUUACACACAUGCGUGUCUUUCAUAGGAAGCACACAGUGUGGGCCCUGGGAUCUUGGACUUCCAAGUUUGGCUGGUGGUUUCGCAAGCUUUUGAAGGGGCCGCUUGUGCGUAUUGCAAACGUGUGUGUUCGUGCACGCAGAGCAAAGUGGGUAGGGAAUUUGAAGCAGAAUAUUCUUUGGAAGGUCUGCAGCUGGUAUGGAAUGGAAGAAUCCUGAGAGUUGUUUUUUUUGGGGGGGGGAGUCCUUUUUUAUUCUCCAAUCCAGUACGUACCCUGUACCUUGCUGAAAUGAGAUAAUCAGAAUACAAGAAUGGGAUGCAGUGAUAAACGUUCAACUUUGACAUCCCUUGGAUUUAGAGAGGUAAUUGAUACCCCUGUGCCUAUUAUAACUUAAUUUGGGCAUUUAAAAUAAACCUGUCUUCAUUGACUGAGAGGAGGAAUCGGACUUGGCUUUUAGGGCGAAGAGGUGGAUGAUGGGUUGGGUGGUUUUUGGGGGGGUUUUGUUUAGUCAUCAGCUGUUUUGUAAUUAUUCAAAAUUUAACUACCAUGAUUUUUUUUUAAAUUUUGGAAAAGGCCUGGAAUAAUAAUUACAUGUAUAUAUAAUAUUAGGUAAAGAGUAUUUUGACACAUUUCUUUGAGUUUUUUUUUUUUU
Molecule: messenger RNA, 1655 nt
Organism: Python bivittatus (Burmese python)
Lineage: Eukaryota; Metazoa; Chordata; Lepidosauria; Squamata; Pythonidae
Gene: RER1
Product: retention in endoplasmic reticulum sorting receptor 1
Biological process (GO): retrograde vesicle-mediated transport, Golgi to endoplasmic reticulum; protein retention in ER lumen
Cellular component (GO): Golgi membrane
Source: RefSeq, a predicted model, not a curated record